Molecule: messenger RNA, 540 nt
Organism: Fimicolochytrium jonesii
Lineage: Eukaryota; Fungi; Chytridiomycota; Chytridiomycetes; Spizellomycetales; Powellomycetaceae
Product: zinc-finger of the MIZ type in Nse subunit-domain-containing protein
Exons: 2
Coding region: 1-540 (179 amino acids)
Biological process (GO): protein sumoylation; double-strand break repair via homologous recombination
Cellular component (GO): nucleus; Smc5-Smc6 complex
Molecular function (GO): SUMO ligase activity; zinc ion binding
Source: RefSeq, a predicted model, not a curated record
AUGCUCGUGAAUGGCGAUGAGGGCGUGGAUAGGGAUGUGGUUAAGACUUUCAAGCGGAUGUAUGAGGAGAAGCUGACGGCGUGGGAGGCACUGAGCGAUGCGGAGAAGUAUCAUAAGGAGGAGGAGUAUGUGGAGUUCAAGAGGAAGUUGUGGGAGAAACGGUUCCCGAAUAAGCCGUUUAGGAUUGAUCGGGAUGCGCCGGAGGAGGGGGAUGACGGCGGAGACGAUGAUGAUCUGGAGAUUGCCAUUGUUGGGGGCAAUCAGAAUUUGUUGUGUCCGCUCACGCAAUCACUCCUUCGCGAGCCCGUGACAUCCCAAGUCUGCAAACACUCCUACUCCCGCGAAGCUAUCCAACAACACAUCCGGAUACAAUCGCGGGGCAACCAGCGCGCCGAAUGUCCCGUCGCAGGCUGCAAGCAUUACAUUGCAUCAAGAGACCUGAAACAAAACAAGGAACUAGCGCGACUCGUGAGCAGAAAGGAGGCCCAGUCGCGGAUGGAGAGAGAGGUCGAGGACGACGAGUAUGUCGUUAUGCAUUGA